Messenger RNA from Paramecium tetraurelia, 3591 nucleotides. RefSeq lists its product as uncharacterized. Gene Ontology annotation, biological process: meiotic chromosome condensation; mitotic chromosome condensation. Gene Ontology annotation, cellular component: condensed chromosome, centromeric region. The record is from RefSeq and is a predicted model, not a curated record. Lineage: Eukaryota; Ciliophora; Oligohymenophorea; Peniculida; Parameciidae. The transcript is spliced from 5 exons. Gene Ontology annotation, molecular function: histone binding.
AUGAAUUUUCAUUUCCCUGGCACCUACUCAGAAUUGCACGAACACCAUUUCUCUGACAGGUACAGAGUAAGAUCCAAAAAUUAAGUGAACCAUAUGGAUGAAAGACUCAUUUUGAUGCGCAUCAAUUAAUUCGAAGAUGGCUUCAAUCAACUCGCAACAUUGAUCGAAGACCCUCAAUAUUUUGAUUUCCUCUACUAUUUGGUCGAACAUCUCGAUGCACAUCCCAAUCAAAAAGUAUAAUUGCAAUUGGUUGAAAUCCUGUCCUUUCAAAUUCAAAAGUUAUACCCCAACCACCCAUAAGCAUUUAAAAUGACUCUCUUCUUAUUACUCAAUGUAUUGCAAUAGAAGCAAAUCUAAGGCCAAUAGCUCAGAAGAGCAUUAAAGAUGAUCUAAUAAUUGUUUAAUGCAAACGCUUUCCAAGACCUAGGCAGAGAAGGCAGCAGAUACAUAUUCGAUCUAGUUAAAAUGGCAAUCGAAAUCAAGGAUGCAUAAAUACGGGAAGUUUGGAUUGACAUCUUGGUUUAAGCAAUUGCUCUGUGGCAAUCCUAUGAUAUGAACCUCAAAAACAGGAUUGUGCAUUUGAUGUACGAAUAGGAGAGUGUUGUACCCAACAUCUCCAAAUUUCUCCUAGGAUGCAGCAAGAAUGAUAAGUUGAAGCAGUACACUGUCGAUCAAAUUAUUCUACUUGUCAAUUACAUUACUGAAAAAUCUACUAAUCAAACUGAGAGUCUGGCUGUUAAAAAUCUCAAAGAACUCCUGUCUUAAACAUCAAAGGAAAUGCCUAAGGUUUAUUAUCAAUAACUAUCAGCUUUCAUUGGCCUAUAUGACAAUGAGAAUUAUCACAUUAGAAAUGGUUUAUCUGAACUGAUAACAAAUGUGAUUGAAUAUCUCAUCAAGGAAUCCAAAGAACAAGAUAGUGAUGAAUUGUAAUUGUCAAAUGCCAAUAACUUAAUUAAAUAACUUGUAGAUAGACACAUGGAUAAAACUGCUUUAUGUAGAUCAAAUGUACUCUAAUGUUUGUCCCAACUAUUGAAUUCUAACUGUGUGCCAAAACAACAUCUACAAACCAUAUUUGCAAUCUCUUCCUCUAGGUUGAGAGAUAUCUCUGGCUAUGUGAGGAAGUCCUCCUUGCAAUUGUUGAAAUCUAUAGUGCGUUAUUAUAGAUUCUUGUAUGUUCAGAGUUAGGGAAGAUAAAAUUUCUGGUCUUAAGUGGAAGUAGAAGAACAAAUAAGUAAAAAUAGAGAAGAGUUACAAAAUAUUCAUAAGGAUUUCGAAGUAGUGGAUAAAAAGUUUUAAAAUGGAGAAAUCACUUAAGAAGUUGUCAAUGAAACCAUUAAAUUUAUUAAAAAGAAAGCAUAGGAAACCAUUAAAAUCUAAGAAUAUUUAGAAGAAUAUUAAAAGUUCUUGGAAGGGAUGAAAACCGUAAUCACACAAGUAUUAUAAUUAUGCCAAAGUAAAAAUUAAGCAGAUGUCAUUCAUUCUAUAAAACUCUUUUCCUAUUUGUAAAAAUACAAUUAUGAGGUCGCUAAUUAGGGAUUGCGCAGAAUGAUCUUAUUAGUGUGGUCAUAAGAUAAAUCUAUAUCCUAAGAAGUAAUUAAAAAGUUUUGGAAAUUAUUUUUAAGAGAUACUAAAAAGACAAGACAAAUUGUUCUUUCAUUAAUUGAUCUAAUUAGUAAAUCUAAUUUGAAGGAGUUGAUUUCUUUGGAAAAAAUUAUGCUAUCUUAUGAAACUGAAUAGGUGACUAAUUAUAAAUUUCCAUCCAAGAUUUUCCAUGUUCUUUGGGAAUACUUUGGUAGUCAAGAAGUUGAUCAACGUUCAAUGUUGAUUUUUGUUAGAAUAUUAUUGACUAGAAAUUCUUCAUAUCUUAAUCUAGAGAAGGUAGCAUAAAUUUAUAAUCUAUUGCAAAAGUACAACAAGAAAGAUCCUGAUUGGAUCAUUAUUAAAGAACUUGCCACCAUUUUAUCGAAAUUGGAUAGAACUCAAAAUAAGAAUCAAAUAAACUUCAAUAAGUCUAUUGAUUUAUUAAUAAUAUUACUCAUUAAAUACUAGAAUUCAUAAGAUAUGAAUUAUUUUAGUGCUUGUGAUUCAAUUAUACAAUUGGUUCCAAAUGCAGACAACCCUGAAUUAAUUUUUGAAACUCUGUUAUAGGAUUUAGGAUUUAAAUCAAAUAGAAUGGAUUUAGAAGUGGAAGAACAAAAAAAAAUGGAAGAAUUACAUUUAGCACAUGCAAUCCACAUAGCAGGUUCAGUGUCAUUACAAUUACUCAUAUUUAUUGAUGCAACACAUAAUUCGUUAAAGAAUCUUAAGAAUGAGAGGGAGAAACAAAUAGGAAAAGAAUAAGAAAUAGAUAAAAUUUAAGGAGGUAUAGAAGGUGAAUUUGAAAAAUUACACGGCAUAGUUGAUCAAAUUCAAGAUUUAAAACUAAUCUAAUAGAAUUUACUCUCAGUUUUUUCUCCAAUGGUAAAAUAAAUAUUAGAAGAGUGUCUAAAUUAAAUGGAGACUGAAGAGGCCUCAACACGACAAUAACCUCCAAUAGUGCAAGUGAGUUUAAUCACAAUGUGUAAAUUUAUGUGUUUGUCUGAAACCUACUGCAGAGAUAACAUACAGAUGUUGUUCAAUAUCAUGAAAUCUCCUCUGAUUGAUUAGGUUAUGAAGAACAAUGUGAUUAUUAGUAUUGGUGAUUUACUUCAUAGAUGGCCUAAUACAAUUCAAAAGUUCCACAAAUAAAUUUAUUCAAAUUUGUCAGAUACUAGUGCUGCAGUUCGAAGGGUAACACUACUUGUUUUGACCCAUUUGAUAUUAAACGAUAUGGUGAAGAGUAAAACUUCCUUGUCUCAUAUUCCUAUUUUAUUGAACGAUCCUCAUCCUUAAAUACCUGCUAUGGCAAGAUACUUUUUGAAUGAGUUAUAAAAAAAGGAAUAAAGAGCCAUAACCAAUGCGAUUCCAGAUAUCAUUUCAAAUGUCCAAGAUUAAAAUGAGAAUGUUCUAUCGCAAAUCUCCUAAUACAUUGAUAAAUCACAAAUUGAGUCUAUUGUUGAUAAACUAAUCACUAUCUUGGGAACUAGCACAAAUUAAUACGAGAUUAAGAAUAUAUCCAUACUGUUUAAUCACAUCAAUUUGAGUUAGAAUUCUCUUUAGAAACUAUUGGAUGGUUGGGAAGAAUACAGGGAAAAAUUAAGAGAUCAAUUCGUGUUCAAUUAAUUUAUCACUUUAAUUAAGAAGUUGAAAAGGACUUUGCCUUAAGAUGCCAAGCCUUUGAUUGAGGAGUACGAAAUGAAGGUGGAGCAUCAUGAUAAGGAAACAUUUGAAAAUAGGAGAAGAGAAAAAACAACCAAGAAAAAGAAUGUUAAAUAAACAUAACAUGAAAAUAAUAAUGAUAAGGAAUAAAAAGAAAAUAAAGGUGGAAAUAAACAACAAUAACAACAACAACAAUAAUAAUAGUAAUAGAAAAAGAAGCCAAAGAAGAAGAGAGAGGACGAUUUCAUGGAGCUGGAAUCAGAUUCAGAUGAGAUGAGUUCUGAGUCGUUGGUAAUUAAGAAAUAAACUAGUCAAAGAAGAAAAAAAAAUACGACAAAAAAUGAAGAUGAAUGA